Molecule: messenger RNA, 1509 nt
Organism: Macrobrachium nipponense
Lineage: Eukaryota; Metazoa; Arthropoda; Malacostraca; Decapoda; Palaemonidae
Gene: Gtpx
Product: phospholipid hydroperoxide glutathione peroxidase-like
Exons: 6
Biological process (GO): response to oxidative stress
Molecular function (GO): glutathione peroxidase activity
Source: RefSeq, a predicted model, not a curated record
CCGUCGUAGUAGCUACGAUCUCGUUUGACGCGACGCCCGAGGAACCAAACAGCUGAUCGGCAAAAAGCAAACGACGAAGUCACAGUGACUGAGCGUCUUUAUAGCAAAUUUCGUUCGUCGGUCUGCAAUUUCAAAGCAAUGUUCCGAGUGGCAGGUACCUCCAGCAGCCAGUAAGACCUUUACCAGGACGAAGGAGAGUUAGACUAUAGUGUGGUGCUACAAGUUUAUUAGCAGUUGGAGGAAGUGCAUAUUUAGCAGCUUUUGCAAGACCUCUAGUCAUGGCUUCUGGUACAUCUUUCUAUGACUUUAGUGCAGAUGAUAUAGAUGGCAAUACAGUUUCAAUGGAGAAGUACAGGGGCCAUACCUGCAUUGUUGUCAAUGUCGCAAGUAAGUGAGGUUUGACAAACGUGAACUACACCGAACUGGUGAAGCUUCACGAGCAAUAUGCCGACUCCAAAGGCCUUCGAAUUCUUGCAUUCCCUUGCAAUCAGUUUGGUGGCCAGGAACCAGGCACUGAGGCAGAAAUCAAAGCAUUUGCAGAAGGAUUUGGAGUCAAAUUUGAUAUGUUUUCUAAAGUCAAAGUAAAUGGAGAAGGGACUCACCCAAUAUUUGAAUUUUUGAAGUCUAAACAAGGUGGAACUCUGGGUAACUUUAUCAAAUGGAAUUUCACAAAAUUUAUUGUAAACAAGGAAGGUGUUCCUGUUGCUCGUUACUCUCCACAGACCAACCCUAUUCCUGCCAUUGAAAAGGACCUGGAGAAGUAUUGGUAGUACAUUACAGUACUACCAUAAGUAUGUGGAGGUUUGAAAAGGGCAAUUUUAUGGUAGCUUGUGAAACUUAAAUGGGUAAGUCAUCAACUAGAGCAACCAGCAGGAGUUUGUUGAACAUUUUGUGAUGAAGGUACAUAAGGAGAAAACAAGUUUUGGGCUUUUGCACUGGAAGUUUGUGUGUUAUACAUUUGCUCCUGCUGUUGAAACUAUUUGAUAAGGCCCAGUAAAUCUUUUUUUUUUUUCCAUUUUAUGAACAGAAACUUGAGUUUUGGUGUAGGUUUAAUUUUGUUGUUAGUAAUUGUGCCAUAGUGUAGCAUUAUUAUAUUGAAUCUGUCCAAGACCACGGUCUAGUCAGUAUCAGGUAUGAUCAAAACUUUAAGUGGUUGGUCAUUGACUCCCACAUUGUAAAUAACUUCAUUGUCUAAUGGAAAUUUAUUAAUACUUGAGAUUUGUUUUGACAUUCAAGUUGCUACUGUUCUGCUAACUUUCCAUCUGUGCAUUACAACAAAGCAGAACCAUGUAAUAAAGUUAUAAAAAUAAUUGUUAAUUUGAUUUUGUAUCUGAAAAAGUCCGAAAACAGCAUUUUGCAUACUGAGGUCAUUUUAUCUUGCCAAUAUGUUGAAAAACACCCUUGACUAAAACUUGAUGUUUUCACUGAACAGUUACUCAUUUAUGUGAUUUCCAACCUUUGGAUCUCUUGAGAGAGUUAAACCUAAAAAAUAUAUCUGUACCUGCUGAA